CAUGUUCAUCUGGUUAGAUACAUGCUAUCCACCACAACAACUCUACAAGUGGAUACAUGUUAAGCCACAAACAACAGGGAUUUUUCUCCUGGUAUUAUACAUUCAAAUGGUGCUACAAUGUAAUUUUGAUUAUUAAGGACUGACCGGGAACAACAGAAUUACAGGCUUGGGUUUAUUUAUUUAUUUAUUUUGUUUUCAUCUGCUUGACACUUGACACCACAUGGUUAUUCCAAUACGUGUGCAGUCUCAAGCCAUCAUCGUAUGUUUCCAGCUCAAUCAUCUCUGCCUGAUGCCACUGCUGUUUCAGCGUGUUUCUGCUUCGGAACCCUCCCUUGUACAAAGUGGCCUUUACAUCUGCACUUUGUCAACUUUAAGGAGAGCCCAGCAAAAGCACUGUUGAAGAGAUUUUUUUGGUGCACAUAGGCAACAGAUGAGGAAUAACUCAUGCAUGAAAAAAAUUCUCCACUAAAAAAUGCGAUAUAAUAGCAAAAGGAAAGGAAGGCAUUUUGAUCACCUUUUAGAAGGUGAACUACUCAAAUGCAAGACACUCUGCAUCAGCCAUCUGAAGACUGACAGGGACAACUGUGCCCUGCCCAUGAGAGUGAGCGCUUGAAAUGAGCUCCCUGGAAAAGCGCCACACAGGCCAGCAGGAAAGCAUGCAGGGCCACCGCAAAUACUCAAAUGGCCUCAGUGAUGCAUCCAACAGCGGCAGCUUUAUGGACGACACAGACAGGGAGGUGAGCAACCUUACUGAUCGUGCCUUCAGGAGCCUGAGCAUCGGAGAGGAGGCCAUUUACAAUGACUCAGAAUUCUCCUCAUCUCCUACUGAACGACACAAGGCAUUUGAAGAGGAAACCCAGCAAAAGACAAUCUCCCACGAAGCAUUGUCAUACAGCAUUCAGCAAUGUGGGGAAGCAGGAGUACAGUCAGAGAUGGCCUCAACAUUCCAGCAUUCCUAUGUGGAUGUAACCCACCAGGAACAGGCUUUCAGAGAGGGAAGCUUGUCUUAUAUGAGCAAUGGCUCCAAGGAGGUGACAUGGCAGAAGAGCAGGAGCACCUCCAGGGUGUCAUCUCUAAUCAAAGCCUUUAGUUCAGGGGAAUGUUACCAUGACAGCGGGACAUGUGACGUUAUUCUGGCAAGGGAUAGGUAUAGAGACUUUGGCAGUGAAUCAUGGGACAGAUCAGCUAUGCUAAGCAUCCAAAGAGAACUCUCUGAGUUCUCUUCAGGAUAUCAUCAGAAUUUUAAGUCAGGCCCCUUUCAGUCUUACAGAAACCAUUUUUACACAUCCGACGUGGGUGCCACAGUGGCACAGAUGGACACAACAGUCCUGAUGAAAUCUUCUAAAAGUAAGUUCAAGGCACUGAACUCUACAAACUGUUUUUUCCAUAGUGAAUUUAGUCCCUUCCAGCUUUGGGAAGAGUACAACAGGUUCUCCUUCCAAAGUACAAAUGUGUCGGGGUUUAUGUCGCCUAGAGAAUUCCCACGGUGGUAUGAUUCUCCCAUGUACAAAGAGCUGAAAGACAACCACAGAAUUCCAAACUCUCCGUGUGAAAGUAGGCGCUUCGAACAGAAACAAAUUCAGGAUGUUGUGGCCAGCCAGUGCUCCAGGUCCACAGUUGUCCAGAAAACCUCCGCGAUUGAGAAGAGGUGCGAAUCUGAAAUGACUUCCAACUAUCCACCUUGGAAGAAAAAUAAUAACUUAGUAAGGAACAAACUUCCAGGCAACCGGCCCUCCACAGUUUCACCUACUAAUGAGAGAACAUGUAGGCCGGAUUCAAAUUUGUUUAGAAAUAACAAAGUUACACAUGAGAUAGUGGUCAAGAGCAACCUGCCUAGUAAUGUGACGCCGUUCAACAUCACUCAGCUCCUCACACCGGUUAUUCACACAAGACAAGAAACAGAGACGUCUGAGAUCCUGCGGUUUGCACAAACUCCUUCUGUUUCUGAUUAUUCUUCCCAGGGUGAAACUGACCCUAAACUUCAGACUGAUGUCAAACAUAUGCAUGACAGCUACAAAUUUAAAGCUUCAAGUCUACUGUUCAACCUCAAAGAUAACCGAAAAAGAGUCAAGAGUACGUACAGUCCCACUAGAUUUAAAGGGCUAGAAAUAACAGAUCGAAAUAAGCAGACGUCAAAGCUGGAGGGCCGAGAAUCCCGAUUUUCAGAUAUUUUGGUAUCCCAAGAAACUGCUCAGGAGAAUUUGAUUGGAAAGGAUGCACGGGCCUCAUGUAACUUAAUUGGAGAGCCCAGUGAAGCUCCUAUCACCACUAAAGAUUAUACCGAUGGCUUUGGAUCAUAUGAUAUUUUGACAUUAACUUCACCUCAAAUUCAGGACAGAGUCGCUAAUUACAAAUUGUUCCGUGAAAGUUCAGAGGGUCACUCUUCCAGCACAGAUCCACUGGCUAACACAGAGCUCUCAACACGCUAUCUUUCAGCUCAGGAUAAAAGCUCACUGACUUCAGAAAGUCAUUUAAAAGACCUCAAUGGUACUUUUAUUCCUGCUAGGCCAGAAAUAGCAAAUGUGCUUCCAAGGGCUUACCCACCGACACAUUCUCUGCCUGCUCAGACAUCAGAGCGAUACGGCCAGAGUAAUAACGCAAGUCAAAAUGAUCUAAAACAAAGAAAGGACUUUGGAAGAAAAGCAUUUAUUGAAUACAGUCAAAAUGAGGCUGUUAAAGAAAAAUGCCCAUGGGACCAGAUUGGUUCAGUCAAGGAAACAGACAGCAGAUCUGAAUCACAGCCAUUUAGAGGAGAAAUAGCAGCACUGAUUGAAAUGGACAAACAGAGAAAGUCCACCGCUGAGCAUUAUUUUGCCAAUGACAGCUAUUCUGUCCGAAAGGAAACAUACAUGCAAAAAGUGAAUGAAGACAUUAAACUUGGUCGACUCGCAAAGCAGGAAGAGAAAGAGGUCAGGAAAGAUACAGUAUCACCCAGGAAAACAUCUUACAGUGAAAAAUCUAUACAUGACAACCAAUUAAGCACAUUUUCAAAGCCUAUUGAAUCAUACAGAAUACCAAAAAACAGUCUCCAGACCAAAACAUCUCCUCUUACAGAAGUUUAUGGUGGUUUACAAAGCUUCAGUGUCAAAAAUGAUUUUGUUAAAGGAGUACCAGUGCAAAAUUCUUCUUUAAACACCAUGGUGACAGAAGAUACAUUUGAUCAGAGAGCUCAUGACUUUAAAGGUCAAAAGAAUGAAGGAUUGUACUCUUAUCAGCCAUACAGGUAUGAGCCUAACAAACAGUGGCACAUGUCAUCAACAAGUGAAGACAGACACACUAAGGAAAGUGUAUGGACACAGAAAAAAUCAGAGAUGAUUGAACAAACUGGUGCCAACAGUUAUAAAAUGUCCAAUACAUCUUCAAGUACACUACACAUACAUCAAAAUGAGUUUUCCACCAACAAUGGUGCAUCAAAUCCUACUUUGCCAGAUAAAGAUUCAGUCGUCCCAAACAUUGAUACCUCAAAUCAAAAUAAUACAAGUUUACCAACUAAACAACAAAACAGGUUCAGCAUAAAUGAUAUUCUUGCCAUUAGAGAUAAUGAGCAAGCAAGGAGGUUAAGAGAUAAUACAUUUGUUUUGGCUAAAUCAGAAAACCCACAAAAUCCAAUUAAAUAUGACACAGCUGAAAAACUAACCAUAACAGAGCCUGUAAAAGAGCAACAAGGCUACAAAGUGCAGGACAUUACAAGUCCAUCACCUGGAUAUGUGAGAAAGGAUUUUCAAAAUACAAAUGAAACAAAAGACAGUACAAUGAGUAAAGAUACUGACAAGGUCACAACAAGAGUGCUUUCUUACAAGGAAAGAAGCCAAAGUAAACAAGAAAUACUGACUUCGAAAUUGAAAGCACAUGCUCAAAAGGAAAUAUCAGCAAUUAAAGAAAAGGGACUUUCCAAACAAGCAAUUCUUGCGAGAAAUGCAACAAAAACAAGAGGGACUAUCAAUAAUGAUGGCCAAGAAGGUCAUUCUGUAAAGAAGGAAAUCACAGCAGACAAGCUGAAUCAUUUGUUUCAAGAUAUCACUUAUUCCAGUGUAACCCAAUACAAAGAACAAAUUCAAUUGCACAAUGAUCAUCCCAAGAAUAGAUCUCCACCAUCAACAGAAAUACCACCUCUUCAUUUUGAAGAUAAUCAGAAUGCAGUCCCAGAAAAGAAGGAUGAGAAUGUAAAAUACAAAACUUUGGCUAUAGAAAGACAGAAUGACAAACAUUCAGCUGAUGAUAAUGAGAUGAAAGAAACGUCUACUCAGGACAGAAGGGCAACAGUGGCAAAUAUGAAAAAUAAUGUCCAUAAAAACUACCAGCCAUCCAGAAUUUCAGGAGAUAAACAAAUAAGUAUGACACGCUCAGAGAGUAUAAACACUAAUAAGGAAUCUGCAAAGCAAAGUCAUGAAAUGUCACCAGAGGAAUUGAUGUCAGGUCACUUUACAGCCACAGUCAAGACUUACAGAGAGAACUACACUUCCCAUAAUCCACCUGCACAGCAUAAUGAAAAACAAACAGUUCAGCAUGAUCAGAAAGAAAAUCUGUAUGGAAGUAGCCAGAGUCAGUAUACUUCCGCUGAAAAAACUGUGACUAAACCUGCUGAUAUAAUUAAAGAAGACUUACAUGUUACAAGUACUGAAACUACAAAGUCAAACAGUGAUUUGAAUAAAAAUUCUCUCUUGGGAUUGGAGAAAAACACACCCAAAGUUGAGGAAGCUGAUGUACAUCUUAAAAGUAAGAUUACUGCUGCCGUGGAACAGUCUAAAAAUGAACCAAUCAAAAAUAGCUCUGGGAUUGCAGCUAGUCAACUGACAUCCUCAUCAAGUGACAUUAAGUUUAAAAAUGUAAUUCCACCUGCUAAACGGCUGAUGGAACCAGCCAAAUCAGAGCUCACCUCAAACCUUCAAACCAAUACAUUGAAUGUAGAUCCAAAGCAGCUUAUAAAUAGAACCUACAAACACAAUUCUGGGGUCAAUUCAGAUUCAGAGGUUUCAUCAACAGACAAUACAGUCAGAAAUAACUCUGGACCAACAAAUGACCUGGUUUCACAAAGAACCAGGGAGACAGAAACACUAAAACCUUUCAAUAAUGAAGAUGUACAAGUGUUAAUAAACAAAAACAAUAUAACACAGGAAAAUGACUUGGCUAAGCAACAAAACAACACUUCACAAGUAAAGACUGUAGAAACAACCUCUGUAAACCAAAUGGUGGAGAGUCACUCAAAACCAGAAACAGAUGAAGAAUCACAAACACAAAUAGCUGAAGCUGAAGCAAAAGAAAGCUGUCAGCAAAAAGAAAUCCAUCAAGAUGAUGAAAAUACAAAGACUCUGUUCUCAUUUGAAAAGAAUGAACUUCCAAGAAACCAUGAGGGUAUCUCAAGAAUAAAAGAUGAUUCAGACGUAGUAAAUAACUGUCAACAGAGAGAGAAAAUAACAGAAAGUGCAAGCCCAAAACAACAACAAGGAUUUCCCAGACUAUUAGAAAUAUCACAUGAGAAAAACAAUCCACAAAAGUCCACAAAAGCGUCUCAAGAAGUGAUCCAACCAAUUCCAAACCCCAAAAAUCAGCUGAAGAUGCACUAAAACCAAAU
This is a messenger RNA of Cyprinus carpio (common carp), 5572 nucleotides long. RefSeq lists its product as uncharacterized. Gene Ontology annotation, cellular component: Z disc. Gene Ontology annotation, biological process: positive regulation of calcineurin-NFAT signaling cascade. Lineage: Eukaryota; Metazoa; Chordata; Actinopteri; Cypriniformes; Cyprinidae. The record is from RefSeq and is a predicted model, not a curated record.